GAGGGAAAGUGAGAAGGGGCAUCUAGAGAGAUCAUGGAAGAGAAUGGCGAGGAUGUGACUUCCUUGGCGGCCUACAUUUCAACAGAUGGCAGUUACACAGGCCAACUUGCGGGAACAAAGAUGCGAGAUGCGUGUCUCUCGUAACGUUUGUGGGAGGUGCACAUGUCUCAGCGGGGGAGUUGCCAGCGUGACCAUAGAGUGCAUUGUACAGAGCGUCCCGCCUCUCUAUCCGCACUCUAUCGUUAGGAGCUUCCUUGUUACACUCCCCCUCCUUCCCGCUAGUGCUCUUUUUACUGCGCCCCAGUUGAGAAAGUUUCCUGCUGCCAUUUUAAAAACAAAUUCCUGCCGCCGAUAUCGGCCGGGUCACCCUCGGAGCACACCAUGUUGUCUGAUACCCUUCCAGAGACGGUGCCGAUGCCAAACCAUGGCACAAUGGCAGCUUCUUCGCAGGGCUCUUCGUCUGCCACGAAAUCGAGGCGCCAGCCCGUUUGGACCGACGAGGAAACCAGGGCCUUCAUCCAGGUUUGGGGCGACGACGCUGUGCAGAGCGCCCUGGCGUCCAACUACCGCACGGUUGCGCAGUUCCAGUGGAUCGCGGACGAAAUGCGAGCCCGGGGUUACAACCGGGACUGGGAGCAGUGCCGCGAGCGGGCCAAAGUGCUGCGGCGCGGCUUCAAAGAGAUAGUGGACGGCAACAGCAACGCUGGCCACGGGCGCCGAGUGUGGCCGUACUAUGAAGAGCUCAACCGGUUCCUCUGCAUCAAGCAAAACCUGGUUGUUCCGCGGCUUUCAGGGAGCAACGCGCGGCCACCGGUGGACCGCCGGCGCCGGGAACACAGGGAGACUCAGGACCCUGCCUACGAACCGCCUUCCUCAGUUGGGAAAGGUGACAAAGGGACUUUUGAAGAGCCGGACGGGGACUGCUUGCUCUUGCCAGAAUCAGCUGGGUCACAGCACAGUGAAGCCAACAUGGAAAAUCAAGUGGGGUCUCCGGCAGCCAACUCCGAUAUAUCCAUGGACGGCAGCGGCGGCCCUGGCACACCGACAGAUCCAUUGCCAUCCAAUGACUCAAUUUCUGCGCCGAACCUGCGCCCUCGACCGCUGACGGCCGCCGAGAGGAUGCGCAACCUCCGUUGCCGGCAGAGGAAGAGGAGGGGGGACACCUUGAAGGAGCUCAUGGAAGUCACCUCGCAGGCCACCAGCGAACUUGUCCGGACACUGUCUGACCUCACGCACAAGGAGGUGGCUUCCUUCGAGCGUGCCUACAAGGAGGAUCUCUCGGCCCGCAAAGACGAGAUGGAGCAGAGCGCGGAGGACAUUGGGAGGCUCGUCAGCGCUCUGGAAUCGAGCGAUCAGACGCUGAAGGAGCAGCUGAGCAGCCAGACCAGCGUGUUACAGGGCAUACUGGAAGUUAUGAAAGACAUACGGGGCAGAACGUCAUACAGUCCGCCCUACCCUUCGCAGUAUUACGACUUCCCGGGCCCUAGCAUGAUGCAUGCGGGCGCCACCUCCUCAAACGGCCAAGAGAUGCCCUGCCCCUCCCCUUCCAGCCUCGCAUUCGCUUCCCAGCAAUCAGCUACCAGCAACGGAGACGUCUCUCCCCGGAAGCGAAUGAAAUGAAAAACUGCCGCAGCCGAGAGGCCCUUCUCAUUUUAGUCUCAUUGUGGGUGGUGGGGGUGGGGAACCACCCCUCCAGCUGUUCGUUCUUCUCGUUACAACAUAUAUAUUGCUUUUCUUAUUGCAUAGUUAGAAUGUGUUUUCACCACAUUUACACGUGUGUCUCCCCACAGCGUUAACGGUUGUGUGGAAACGGCUGCCAGCAAUGUACAUUUAAAUUUAUUCUUAUGGGGGGGGGCUGUUCCUUUUUUUUUAGUGUACCCACGUUUGUUUCCCUUCCAUCUUGUUUCCAGAGGAAUGCAGUGUUUGAUGUACACGUGUACAAGUUUUUUAAACAAAACCAAUAAUAAUAAUAAUAAUUACACUUAACACAUUACCGGCUACCUGUAAGAAGGUAAUCUUUUAAAAAGAAAUAAAGCUGCACUGUUGUUCCAAAUUGUUCAACACGUGUUUUCCGGUA
Messenger RNA from Lacerta agilis (Sand lizard), 2077 nucleotides. RefSeq lists its product as uncharacterized. Gene Ontology annotation, cellular component: nuclear body. The transcript is spliced from 4 exons. Lineage: Eukaryota; Metazoa; Chordata; Lepidosauria; Squamata; Lacertidae. Bases 382 to 1620 code for a protein of 412 amino acids. Gene Ontology annotation, biological process: positive regulation of DNA-templated transcription. The record is from RefSeq and is a predicted model, not a curated record.